AUGAAGCUUCUCUCUCUUUCUCUCUCCCUCUCUGCUCACCAUGAACCUCUUCUGACGAGCUUCUCAGAUCUACCAUACGCAUACCCAAAUAUCUCACCAGAGUACCACCCAACCCUAGCUGAGUUUCAAGAUCCAAUUUCAUAUAUUUUCAAAAUCGAAGAAGAAGCUUCCAAGUAUGGAAUCUGUAAAAUCAUCCCACCUGUCUCUGCUUCACCCAAGAAAACUGUAAUUGCUAACCUGAAUCGCUCUCUGUCCGCCCGAAACCCUGAUUCAUCACCUACAUUCACUACCAGGCAGCAACAGGUCGGUUUUUGCCCUCGUAAGCACCAUCGACCGGUUCAGAAACCUGUUUGGCAGAGCGGCGAGAUAUACACCGUGCCCCAAUUUGAAGUGAAAGCCAAAAGCUUUGAAAAGAGUUACCUGAAAAGAGGAUCAAAUUCGAAGAAGGGUUUAACGGCGUUGGAAGUCGAGACACUUUACUGGAAGGCUCAUGUGGAUAAACCAUUUUCAGUUGAGUAUGCAAAUGACAUGCCCGGCUCGGCAUUUGAUCAAACGGGCGGUGGGCAUGGGAAGAAACACGGGAAAAAGGAGAUUGGGGACGCCUUGACGGUGGGGGAGACCGAGUGGAAUAUGAGAGGGGUUUCAAGGUCAAAAGGGUCUUUGUUGAAGUUUAUGAAGGAGGAAAUACCUGGUGUCACUUCGCCCAUGGUUUACAUUUCCAUGCUGUUUAGCUGGUUUGCUUGGCAUGUUGAAGAUCAUGACUUCCAUAGCUUGAAUUAUAUGCAUUUGGGUGCUUCCAAAACCUGGUAUGGCGUACCCAGGGAUGCUGCGGUUGCAUUUGAAGAUGUUAUCAGGGAACAUGCCUAUGGAGGCGAGAUCAAUCCCAUUGUGACUUUUGCUACUCUUGGUGAGAAGACCACAAUUAUAUCCCCAGAAGUAUUACUUAGGGCUGGUGUUCCUUGCUGCAGGUUAGUGCAAAAUGCUGGAGAAUUUGUUGUCACUUUCCCUAGGGCUUAUCACUCAGGGUUCAGUCAUGGAUUUAAUUGUGGGGAAGCCGCUAAUAUUGCGACACCUGGCUGGUUGAAAGUUGCACGGGAUGCUGCAAUUCGUAGGGCUUCAAUUAACUGUGCUCCAAUGGUGUCUCACUCUCAGUUGCUUUAUGAUCUUGCAAUAUCAUUCUCUUCAAGUGUGCCAACAAGCAUCAAACCCGAACCUCGAAGCUCCCGAUUAAAAGACAAGUUAAAAGUUGAAGGAGAAGCUUCAGUAAAAAGACUAUUUUUAGAAGACAUGAUGCAAAACAACAACCUUCUUCAUAAUCUUGGUAAAGGCUCUGCUAUUGUAAUUCUUCCGGAAGAAUUCUCGGACAAACGGAAUCCCGUUAAAUCUAACGGAAGUCAAUUUGGAUUUGGUCAAAGUGACGGAUUAAAGUUUUCUACAAACAGUUCAGAUUCAGAUGAUGCUGUUCAAGACAAAAAGUCGAUGAGAAAACUUUCUUCAUUUUGUGCUUCAUCAAGUAGUUUAUUGGCUUCUUAUAACAUGGGAAGUGGAAGAUAUAAGGGUGGUGAAUGUGAUAAAAAACCAGACCCUGGUAUUUUCUCAUGUGUUACAUGUGGGAUUUUGUGUUAUGCAUGUGUUGCAAUUAUUAGACCUACAGAAGCAGCUGCAGAUUACCUCAUGUCAGCUGAUUGUAAAGGUAUUAGUGAUCUUGUUGCUGCUACUGAGUUCUUUGCUGCUAAUGAAGAUGCAAGUUUGGUGGAUCCUGAAUCCUCUUUAGGGAAAAUACCAAAAAGAGGCCACGAUGGUUUAUUUGAUGUUCCAAUAAAAUCUAGUGAUCAAAUUCAAAAUAUUGAUGAUAAUUCGGGUGCAACUUCUUCACCUACUGAAGCACAAAAAGUGAAUUCCUCCCUUGGCCUCUUGGCUUUAGCCUAUGGUGAAUCUUCAGAUUCUGAUGAUGAUGAUGAUCAUGUCAACAAAGAUGAUGAUGUGAGAGGUGAUAUGAAGGAUAUAAACGAUCAAACUUUUGAAUGCUCUAUCAAGCUUGAAAGAAACAAAAGCUUCAAGGACUCAAAUUGUCCAAAAGGUCAAUUUGUUAAUGAGAUAGAGUCGCAAAAUCCUUUAUCUGAUACACACGAUUCUGGAAAACAAACUGAAAACACAAAAUCAUCAUGUGAUGAAGAUUCUUCUAGAAUGCACAUAUUUUGCCUUCAACAUGCUCUGGAAGUAGAACAACGCCUCCGCUCUGUUGGUGGUAUCCGCAUUCUACUCCUUUGUCACCAAGAUUAUCCCUCUUUAGAUUCGGAAGCAAAGUUAGUUGCAACAGAAUGUGGGACCCAUGACAGGUGGACAGAUCUUGGAUUUAGAGAAAGCAACGAAGAAGACAAAGAAUGGAUACAAUCAGCUCUCGAUAGUUCAGAAGCCACACACGGAAACCGAGACUGGGCUGUAAAAUUAGGAAUCAAUCUUUUUUACAGUGCCAGCCUUUCCCGUUCGCCUCUUUACAGCAAACAAAUGCCUUACAAUUUAGUUAUUUACAGUGCAUUUGGACAUUUCACUUCCAGUAGCCCAACAAAAGCAAAACCUUCCGGAAGGCAGAAAAAAAUUGUGGUGGCGGGAAAAUGGUGUGGCAAAGUAUGGAUGUCGAAUCAAGCUCACCCGUUGUUAACAGAACGGGACCCAGAAGAGGACGAGAUCGGUGGGCCCGGUUCGGUUUUAUCGAAUGUAAAAAUCGAAAAACGACCCGAAAUCACCGAAUUUAGAAAAAGUGUGAGAAAGAGGAAGAAGAGUUGUAUGGUGGAAAGUAGUGUAAAAAGUAAGUUUGCGAAAGUUGAGGCGGCAGCGGUGGCGGCAAGCGGCGGUUUCCGGCGACAGCCGAGAACGAACCUAAGAAAGAAAACAACAGCCACCGCUCUUUUGUCUAGAACAAUCACAACACCGUUCUCCAUGGAUUCCGGCGAAGAAUCCGGUGGUGGUGGUGGUGGUGGGUCGAGUAGGCGGUUAAGAAAACGGAUUAUAAAACCACCGCCGUCUCCCGAGAUUAAGAAAAUGAGUGGGACGAAAAAGGUGAAAAAGGGUUUGGGUUCGGGUCCCACGAUGGAAGCACUAGUGAGAGAUGAAGAUGAAGAUGGUGAAUUUGCGUGUGAUAUGGAAGGGUGUAAUAUGAGUUUCGAUAGUAAACAAGAACUUAUUGUUCAUAAGAGGAACGUGUGUCCGGUGAAAGGAUGUGGUAAAAAAUUCUUUUCACAUAAGUAUUUGGUGCAACAUAGGCGUGUACACAUGGAUGAUCGCCCUCUUCAAUGUCCAUGGAAAGGUUGCAAAAUGACAUUCAAAUGGGCGUGGGCUCGAACCGAACAUAUACGGGUCCACACCGGGGCAAGACCAUAUGUGUGCACCGAGGACGGGUGCGGUCAGACGUUUCGGUUUGUAUCGGAUUUUAGCCGGCAUAAAAGGAAGACUGGCCAUUCGGUGAAGAAGUGA
Lactuca saligna is the source of this 3474-nucleotide messenger RNA. Lineage: Eukaryota; Viridiplantae; Streptophyta; Magnoliopsida; Asterales; Asteraceae. The record is from the annotation of a GenBank genome assembly.